This is a messenger RNA of Drosophila obscura, 970 nucleotides long. RefSeq lists its product as uncharacterized. Bases 146 to 970 code for a protein of 274 amino acids. Lineage: Eukaryota; Metazoa; Arthropoda; Insecta; Diptera; Drosophilidae. The record is from RefSeq and is a predicted model, not a curated record. The transcript has a single exon.
UAUAUUUUUAAUAUUAAAAAAUUUAAUUCCACAAAAAAGGCGUGUUUACCAUCAAAUAUAUUAUUUGUAUGAUAGGAUUGAAAUCUGCAGUAUUUUUAUUGAAAUCUCCUUGGACCAGAACGACCCGGCCCGUCUGCAGGACAGCAUGUUGAGGCACUACCCCAGUGCCACUCCAGUCCAUUUCCGCAUUCAGCUGCUGUCGGACAAAAUGGUGGCCAUGGUCGAGGCAACUGGCCACGAAACGGAGAUUUUCCUGCCGCAGUUGCUCGAUGGGCGCAUCACCCUGAAAAACAUAAUUCGCAGUCGUCAGCCCAGACAGCAUCAAAACCAGCUUCAGCCUUUUGUUAGCUACUCCGAUUCCCGGUCCGUCCAAAACAAAUUCAGACAGCGUCCGUGGCAAUCCAAGCCGACAACGGCAACGGCGGGUCUGGCUCCUCCCACGUUGAAUGGAGUUUUGUUUUCUGCAGGAGGUGAAAAGUUAGUAGAUGGUCCAAAAUUUUCCCUCAAGCUGAUCUCCAACGGAAACGUGGUGCUCGUGGAGUCCAAUGGGUGCGAGUCCGAGAUAUUCCUGCCACACAUUUGCUGCGCCUACGUUUCCAUGAAACGCGUUACAGCCAGCCAACUUAACCAGUGCUCGCGCUUGACGUCGAGACAGCCAACACGUCCAGAGAAGAUGAAUCCGAAUCCCACCGCUGCGGUGGUCCAACCUAAGUCCAAUCGGGCUUAUUUGCUCAAUUCCACGCGACUGUGCGGCAAUGGAGAAUCCAACAAGGAGAGCACUCUAGCAGUGACAGCGAAAGAUGGAGUGGAGGCCACGUCGGGCAAGCCUAGGAGGAAAAAACCUCGCAAGAGUCAUCAGAAUACGGCAAAGGUAAAGGCAAAGGACAAGCACACGGGUGCUGGCGAUCAGCCCGUAAAGGUGAAGGCCAGUGAGACCCUGCCUCUCCAGGAGUACUCUCAAGGCAUAUAG